AGGCGCAUGGGACAUGUAUAUAUAGCAAUGACGGACAGAGGUACAAAAUCAUAAGAGGCAAAAUGGCGGUAGCGUUUGUUUUCCAGUUGAUAUUUAUAGGCUUAUUUUCGCUCGCUGCGUCAAUUUCCUCCGAUCCAAAACUAGAAGAUGUUAUCGGACGUUUAAUAGCAGUCGAAAGGAAGCUAUCAGACAGCGAAAAAGAAAUUGAAGCACUUCGUGAAGAUGCAGUUAUUCAGAAAGCGUUCAUAGAAAAACAAGGAACGGAGAUUCGGAAGUUAAAAAGACAUGUUGCCGAUCAAGACGUCAUUAUACGUUCAAACAGGUUGAAGAUAAGUGAUCAUAGCCGAGAGACUGAAAGCCUAAGAAGCAGGCUUCUGCAAAAUGAUAUGGUUAAUCAACAAAUGAAUAUUUCAGAAGAGAAAAAUGGAAGGAAAAAAACUUUCUUUCCUGAUGGAAGACACCAGUCUGUCAUGAAAGAUCACACGGUCAACAUAAGAAAAUCGCUUCGAAGUUUUGCAGUUGGCGGCGGAGUUGCAUUUACAGCAUAUAUGGACCAUGACGGUGAUUUCGGAGCAGAUCAGACCAUUAUAUUCAACAGGGUUAUAACGAACGAAGGCAGUGGCUACAACAAAUACACUGGAGUCUUUACCUGCCCUCAAGAUGGAAUGUACCUGUUUUCCUUCUUUAUUUGGGAGCGAAGCGAUACAGACACGAUUAAACAGGUCCGAGGUGAUUUAACUGUUAACGGCCGGAACAUUGUGGGAUCCGUUUCAGAGACCUGGCAUCACACUGAAGAUGCUCAAGGUGGAAAUUCUGCAGUGAUUAGAUUGAAUCAAGGAGAUGCAGUUUGGAUAAAGGUCCAUUACGGUGGACACAUAGCUGGCAACACAUUGCAUUUCAAUACAUUUACUGGUCUUUAUUUAUACCCAUGAAUGGAGACAAAUAAAAUGAGAGAGUAUA
Messenger RNA from Mercenaria mercenaria, 960 nucleotides. Its product is annotated as caprin-2-like. The record is from RefSeq and is a predicted model, not a curated record. Gene Ontology annotation, molecular function: protein binding. Bases 63 to 932 code for a protein of 289 amino acids. The transcript is spliced from 4 exons. NCBI's taxonomy places the organism in Eukaryota, Metazoa, Mollusca, Bivalvia, Venerida, Veneridae.